Molecule: messenger RNA, 2381 nt
Organism: Haliotis rubra (blacklip abalone)
Lineage: Eukaryota; Metazoa; Mollusca; Gastropoda; Lepetellida; Haliotidae
Product: T-box transcription factor TBX3-like
Exons: 6
Coding region: 59-1438 (459 amino acids)
Biological process (GO): regulation of transcription by RNA polymerase II; cell fate specification; positive regulation of DNA-templated transcription
Cellular component (GO): nucleus
Molecular function (GO): DNA-binding transcription factor activity, RNA polymerase II-specific; RNA polymerase II cis-regulatory region sequence-specific DNA binding
Source: RefSeq, a predicted model, not a curated record
GCUGGACUCCAGCGUUCAGCAAUCAGUUGCUCUCUCGCUUUCAAGCGCAGCACAGCACAUGUUGGUUCAAACACAACCGGAUAAUACCAACAUGGCUUACAAUCCUUUCCUUAUGCAUCGACCUGUGGAGUAUGGUGUCAGCUCAAUGCUCCACCAGCCACAGUAUCUCUCCCCCCACAUGACUCUGCCCCACCCUGGCCUCGCGGCCUCUAUGCUGGGCAAGCAGUUCGGACGGUCGGGGAUAAGUCCAGCAGACCUGCUCGCUCAUCAUGAUCCGUACAGAUCAUUGAGAGGAGUCGAGCCCGUCCAGGACGUUGACGUGCAGGAUGAUCCGAACGUCGAGUUGGAGGCUAUGGAUCUCUGGACCCAGUUUAACAAACACGGAACGGAAAUGGUUAUCACAAAAUCUGGAAGGCGCUUGUUUCCUGGAUUUCGCGUGAAAUUGACUGGUUUGGACAAAAAGUCCAAAUACAUACUGCUGAUGGAUGUCGUUCCCGUCGACGACUGCCGUUACAAGUUCCACAACGGUAAAUGGACAGUGGCCGGUAAAGCUGACCCCGAGAUGCCCAAGAGGAUGUACAUCCACCCCGACUCCCCCAGCACCGGGGAACAAUGGAUGCAGAAGACUAUAUCUUUCCACAAGCUGAAACUCACUAACAACAUCUCGGACAAACACGGAUUUACAAUUCUCAACUCGAUGCACAAGUACCAGCCUCGUUUCCACCUGGUCCGUGCAAGUGAUCUCCUCCGUCUCCCCUACAGCUCCAGCAAGACCUUUGUGUUCCCCGAAACUCAGUUCAUUGCAGUCACUGCCUAUCAAAAUGAAAAGAUCACCAAGCUCAAGAUUGACAACAAUCCCUUUGCAAAAGGCUUCCGGGAAAAUGGCGGCGGUAGCAAGGUCAAACGGCCCUUGGAUUCCUCAAAGUCCGAGCAUGAGACUUCAUCACUCGAAGGAAGCCACACCGACGAUGAUGACGAGAUAUGCGUUGAUGACGCUGACGAUCUGUCCCCCAGCAAGAGCGUGUCGGAAGCAGAGGACAGCAUCGUGAGUGAGAAGCGGGAAGAGUCUGAGGACGACAGACUUGCUGACACAAGAAAGAGUGAGCAGGACACGUCAUGCGACAUCGGAUCAAGUGACGUCAGCAAGUGCGACGUCAGUGACAGUGAAUCUGAAAAAGACAGUGUUGUGAAAGAAAGUCCCCAAAGAGACAAAGACUUGAGGAGACAAAAGAAAAUGUCAAAGACCAUUCUGUUGCCAGUCUGCUCAAACCCAGCGAGUCCAAACAAACUUACACACCAGUUAAAGACAUUAAAAGCCCACCCAAUGUUACAGUGUGUCAACGAUCCACGAACAAUCCAUUUUUCCCCGUCCACCCAUCCUCUCUUUAUCCAUCAAACAGUUCAGCAUUCCAUCAUCCACUCAGCUCCAUCUUCCUGAACUCUGCCGCGCAUGCGCAGUUGAGAAAUCCGCUUCUGUCGACGUCGGCGUAUGGAGUGCCAUCCUCAUCAUCGUCUCAUCCGCUCUUCGCACAGCAGCUUGCCUUGUCCCAGCUUGCGCUUGCGCAGCGAUACUCAUUCUCUUCCGGUAUGGCCGGAAACAUGGGUCCCGUAUUCUCGUCACACUCGUCCAACUCGAGAUUUCAACCCUACAAUAUGUCGCCCAUGACACCACCAAACUUUGGCAGAAGUCCAUCAAGUCCAAACUCGAACCAUUCAUCGUCUCCUAGUCUCUCUCCAGCCGGAAGCACCUCACCCGGCUCCGUCAUCAGUCCCGUUCCUAUGCGAGAUUUCACGAGAGGUCACUCCCUCUCCCCCGAUCACCUCUCUGCAUGAGAUUAACGUUUAAGAUGUGUUCUUAGUGCUCAGUGUACUUGUGUGAGUGGUUCACUGUGGAACAUUCUCCCUGUGUUUGUUAAUCGAUGGCGUCAACGGCUCUCAAUCCCUUCCUGGAUGUCCGAUGUCCGAGUCUACACCGAUGUUAUGUAAUGGACGAUCAACAACGGCGAUGUCGAAACUACUAAUAGAUGUUUCACCACAGUAUUCCUAGUCAAGGGAGAUAGGCGUUUCCAAUUCCGUGUGUCACGUGGUCUGUCGAACUUCCGAAAAUCAAGCGCUGGCGCUAGAUGAACUGAAAAUUGGUGCUUUAGAUUACGGGUGUUCAAAAUAAGACCACCAAGUUCUCAUUAUCCGUCUUUGGUCCAAAUUAACGACCUUUGAUCCCUUGGAGCCAACAGUCUGAAGACUAUGGCGCGAAAUAGUGCGUGCAAUAGGAUAUUAAAUAUGUUGUUAUUGUUACAGUAAUUUAAUUAAUGUAUAUUGAUGACGAAUGCACAAAGAGUAUUUUUUUCUGACUUGACUGAAUAAAUGUCACAGGAUAUGUA